Messenger RNA from Dromiciops gliroides (monito del monte), 2842 nucleotides. It is a transcript of the gene PIM3, whose product is annotated as Pim-3 proto-oncogene, serine/threonine kinase. Lineage: Eukaryota; Metazoa; Chordata; Mammalia; Microbiotheria; Microbiotheriidae. Gene Ontology annotation, molecular function: protein serine/threonine kinase activity; ATP binding. Bases 482 to 1453 code for a protein of 323 amino acids. The transcript is spliced from 6 exons. Gene Ontology annotation, biological process: negative regulation of apoptotic process; regulation of mitotic cell cycle; protein autophosphorylation. The record is from RefSeq and is a predicted model, not a curated record. Gene Ontology annotation, cellular component: cytoplasm.
GCUCGGACGGAGCAGAGCAGAGCAGAGCGGAGCGGAGCGGAACCAGCCCAGCGAGCGAGCGAGCGAGCGAGCGGGAGAGCGGAGCCAGCCCAGAGCCAGCCCAGCCGAGCGUGGGCAGCGGCGGCGCCCCAGCCCCAGACUUGGGAGCGCUUGCUCGCUCACGACCCGCACGGCAGGGCCGCUGCUCGCCCCCAGCCUCGCGCGACCCCUCGCUAGCUCUCCCGGGCUGCGGAGCCGGGACGCCCGGCCGCCGCCGCCGCCGCUCCCCGGCCGGGAGAUCGGGGCCCCAGCGCCGCCGCUCGUCCCGGCGGGGGACGCGCUGACGGUCCGCGCGGUGGGCUCGUGGCCGCCCGCGGGCAGUCCGCCGCCGCCCGGGCUCCGGGCGUGUCCGGCCGAGCCCCGGCGGCCCCCCGCCCCGCGCGCGCUCCGCGCCUCGGCCCCCGGCCGCGCCGCCUCGUGGGCCCCCUGCCCCCGCGACAAGAUGCUGCUGUCCAAGUUCGGCUCGCUGGCGCACAUCUGCAGCCCCAGCAGCAUGGACCACCUGCCCGUGAAGAUCCUGCAGCCCGCCAAAGCCGAGAAAGAACCUUUCGAGAAGGUCUACCAGGUGGGCUCCGUGCUGGGCAGCGGGGGCUUCGGCACCGUCUACGCCGGGAGCCGCAUCGCCGAUGGGCUGCCGGUCGCCGUGAAGCAUGUGGUUAAGGAGCGAGUCACCGAGUGGGGCACGAUCGCUGGGGUGAUGGUGCCCUUGGAGAUCGUGCUCCUCAAGAAGGUGGGCUCCGGCUUCCGGGGCGUCAUCAAGCUUCUGGACUGGUACGAGCGGCCGGACGGCUUCCUCAUGGUCAUGGAGCGGCCGGAGCUCGUCAAAGACCUGUUCGACUUCAUCACGGAGAAGGGCGCUCUGGACGAGGAGAUGGCCCGGGGCUUCUUCAGCCAGGUCCUGGAGGCCGUGCGCCACUGCUAUGGCUGCGGGGUGGUGCACCGAGACAUCAAGGACGAAAACCUGCUGGUGGACUUGCGGACGGGAGAGCUGAAGCUCAUCGACUUUGGCUCGGGCGCCGUGCUCAAGGACACGGUCUACACGGAUUUUGAUGGCACGAGAGUAUACAGCCCUCCAGAGUGGAUCCGCUACCACCGCUACCACGGCCGCUCUGCCACCGUGUGGUCUCUGGGGGUCCUCCUGUAUGACAUGGUCUGCGGGGACAUCCCCUUUGAGCAGGACGAGGAAAUCCUUCGAGGCCGGCUCUACUUCCGGAGGAGAAUCUCCCCUGAGUGCCAGCAGCUCAUUAAAUGGUGUCUGUCCCUGCGGCCGUCUGACCGGCCUACCCUGGACCAGAUCUUUGACCACCCCUGGAUGCUUCGCUCCGAUGUAGGGAAAUCUGAGGACUGUGACUUACGGCUGCGCACCAUCGACACGGAUGUGUCCAGCACGAGUUCUAGCAAUGAGAGCCUGUGAAAGCCGGCAGAGCCCCCACCCCGCGCUCUGACCCGGGGGCAGAUGACACUGACCGGGCAGGGCUAGGACACCCCUCCUCUUCCUGUAGUCGAGUCCCUGUGUGAGGGGCUCCCUGCCCCCUCUGCUGAUCGCCAGGGUGGGCCAGCACCUCUGAGCCCCAGGCUGGCCGGCGGGCUUGGCCCGUCCGCCCCGCCUCUCCUAUGGGAGCAGCAGGCACGCGCGCGACCUCUAGAAUCCCGCGUUCAACUUCUUGGCUCUCAUAGAGCUGGGACUGUUCCCUUGCUUCUGAGUGCCUUUCUCAUAGCUGCUUUAGUGGGGGGCUGGGGGGGGGCCUGAGCUGUGUCUACCCGAGGAAGAAGCAGUUCGGUCGCGGGCUCGAAGACGCACCCGGUCCUCCCCGGCCCCACCUCCUCACCUCUGGGGACCCGGCCCCCUUGCUGGACAUGUGCUGGUCCUCACCCCCACGACUGAGCCCCGGGAAAGGCGGCAGGUGGUGGGCAUGGGACCACAAGCCCACUCCUCAUUUCUUCACUGCUUCCCUCCCUUUCCGGCAGUCUGCACUGAGGCCAGACGGGGCUAGCCGCUUGGUUUUGGAAAUCAGGAACGUCCACCCCGUCCUUUGGAUCAUCUCACCUCUGGGCACAAAGUCCCUUGCCUGACACCUGUCCCCCAUUCAUUCGUUGGUCUUCUGCCUAAGCCCCGCCUUCUCCACUGCCCCUGCCCCUCUGGCCACCCUCCAGUCUUAAAGCGUGGAUGGGCCUGUUCGAGAGGAUGCACCGAUCAAUGCAACUGGCCAGGCCUGACCCGGCCCCUGACCCCAACCCUGUCCGCGUAUUUAUGUCCGGAGUCCCCCUCGUGUAUGAUAGCGACCCUUUUUUAUUUAUUGUAUGACCAUUGAGGACAGCGGCCCGGCCUUAGUGGCCAGGCCUAUUUAUUGGGCUUAAUUUAUUAUUGAGAGUUGGUUCUGUGCUGAGCUGGUGCCACCCUCACGGCGGCAGCUCAAGCGACCCUGAAUUCUUGCAUUCCUGUCCACUGUAUGUUUUCUUUCUUACUCCCUGUAUUUGUUGAAAGAUGGAGAAUUAUUGUACAAAGUCUAAUUUAAGGGGAAUAGAACGACUUCUACCUGGGGCAGGCGGUGGCCCAGUUAGCCCCACCGCCUGGGGUUUUGUGGCCCUGCUGGGAAGGGGGGAGGGUCUGUCUCCACUGGGGGGGAGGGGAGGGUGGCAGUCAAAUAGCCCCUUUAAUUUAUUUUACUCGCUGUGUUUGUGACCGGGUCACCCCGAGUGUGACUUGGAUUUUGGGGGUUGUUCCUUCACUUGAACAGUGUGAAAUGUAUGGAGAUCAUAUUUUUUUAUACAGGUUAUUUCAAUUAAAUUUUUUUUUUGUAUA